Molecule: messenger RNA, 7777 nt
Organism: Apaloderma vittatum (bar-tailed trogon)
Lineage: Eukaryota; Metazoa; Chordata; Aves; Trogoniformes; Trogonidae
Gene: CFAP54
Product: cilia and flagella associated 54
Exons: 57
Biological process (GO): cilium assembly
Source: RefSeq, a predicted model, not a curated record
UUUGCAGAUGAUGCCAAGCUGCGUGGUACAAUUGAUGUGCCAGAGGGAUGGGAUGCCAUCCGGAGGGACCCGGAUAAGCUAGAGAAGUGGGCCUGUGUGAACCUUAUGAGGUUCAGCAAGGCUAAGUGCAAGGUCUUCCACCUGGCUCAGGGCAAUCUGCAUUAUCCGUACAGGGCAAAUGCUUUGUUUAAUAUUUGGAUCAAAUAUAAGCCUCGACUGCCAGAGUGGUAUUACAAUGAAAAACUUCUGAAAAUUGGUGAUUCCCUUGCUCAGAUCAAAGAGUAUAAGCUGGCACUUCUACAGUGCUAUGGAAGAUACCUUCAGCAGUUUGUUUCUGGAAGCCUUGAUGAUAUUGUAGAUGAUGUGCAUCAAUUUAAAACCACCUUUUUUCCCAAUGGUUUCAGAGACAAAAAUGCAGCACUUACGGUAUUUGCUCGCCGUGGUCUGAUUAAAAUUGAUGAACUGAAGCAAUUAGAAAAUACCAGUUCUUCGUCAGAAAAUUCAGAGACAAAAAAAAUUUUUAGAGAGGCCACUCUAAAGAUGUCAGUAUUGAUUUUCAAGAGAGCAGUAUAUGAAUCCAGAAGAAAGCCAAAAACCCAGGUUCGGCCUAAGUUAAGAGUUAGUCUGAAAGAAGCACAAAAUUUGCCAUGGCCUCGCACUGCUACUGAACAGCUGCUGACAGAAAUGUUUGACGGUGUUGCAGCUCAGUUCCUCGCCAUCCUGGAAGCUCUGUCUGAUAGCAACAGGCGUGUAUUGCACCCUGCUCCACCUGUUCCUGAUGAAGUUGAAAUUCAUAAUGUCAUUUCAGAGCUUUUUUUUGCAGGCCUGGAAAUCCUCUCAGGUGGAGUGAGCAGUACUGAUGUUCAAGGAAGUCCUUCCACUGAUUGUUUUGGUAUGAUUAAUACAUCGUCAACUCUGCUGCAGUUGAUAUUAACAGCUUUCAGCUAUGAAGAGUGGGACGUGUUUGAUUCUGCUAUUGAAGUUGUUGUUAGUUUUCUUCAGACUCAGGAUGACCCAACAUUUAAGAAAGCUGAAAUGGAACUCAAACUUCUUACACUGAUGCGACCUUUACUGUAUCCAGGAAAAUUGAAACACAGUGUUUCUAUUACUGAAAAUGAUACCAAGGAAACUUGUAUUUCUCAGGGUUCUGAAAAGAAGCAAACAUUCAGAAAUAUAAUUUGGAUAUUGCCCCAGUUUGAGCAUAACUGGGAUACACACAUUUUGGCUUCAGUGCAAUAUUUUCAGUCAAAAUAUCUGUUUUGUGAGAAUAUCCAGCCUGACGAAGAAAUACUUGUUGAUGUAAUAAAGUUUUUGUGGCAGAAGUGUAAAACUGGACUUCACCGAAUCCAAAUGAGUGGAAGUGACUACUUAAAAUACAUCCACAAAUACAAAGCUUACCAAAAAAGUCCUACAGAACAAUUACAAGUUGCUUAUGAAAGUCUAGAGAAAGCAAUUAAUGGAAUGAACACAUCUCGCUUAAUGACCCUUGUACCAGAUGGAAAGUCGAUAUUUGACAACACUACAAAGGUUGACUCAAAUGAUCAGAAUUGGAAUUCUAUUUUGGAAUGUGGUAAAGAUGAGACAGGAACAGGUAACAGUUUUGUAAUGGAUUUACACUUGGAGCUCAUUCAGGCCCAGCAUAGAGUGGCUGUGAAACUUCUUAAAAUGACACAAGAUGCCGAAAAGGAUGACAGAAGUUGUAAGUCUAGCAAGUCUCAUAUGAAGAAUAUUAAAGAUAUCCAUUAUUUAACAGAGGCACGUAUAAUGAGAAAAAUAAAAAAGAAUAAACUAUCCAGGUCAAUCUUUUUGAUGCAAAAGGCUGCACAGAAGUUCCCUAAUGAGUUAACCACUUCUUCCCAAAGGCAGCUACUGGAGGAAGCACUAACUUUAAUUGAGCAAGUUGAAGCUGAACAAAGUGCAUUGUAUCACAGUCUCAAAGAAGCUAUUAGCAGCAAGAAAAAAACCAAGACUCCUCCUCCUCCUCUAUUACUUUCUAGAUCACAUUGCUCCAUGACAUUUAAACCAGCCCCAUUCUCUUCAGAUAUUCAGGUUUCGUGGUACAGUAUUUUGGGCUGUGUAGCAGGAGGAAGUAAUACGAAAGUAAGGUUAAAUAACAAUAAACUUCCAAAUGCAGGAGAAGAGAUACCAGCUGAUGGGAAAAGCCUCUUGGAAAUACAAGGCUUAGAUCCCAAUGAAAAAUACAUAUUUGCAGUCGCGGCAUAUUCUUCGGAUGGAAAACUUAUUGGUGAUGCCAUUGGGGAAAUGACUAAGCCAAUCCUUGCUUAUCCACCUCUUUCUGUUACUACUGUUCGAGCCUAUCUAACGCAGGUAGCCUAUCAGACUGGCAACUAUACGCUAGCCAGAGAAACAUUUUCACCAAUGUGGGAUUAUUUUGUUUCAAAGUCUCCUACGCUGCCUGCCAACGCAGCUGUUAUUUCUGCAAGCAGUACUUUGACUAUAUCUGAAAACAGGUUACGUUUGGAAGCAGUGUGUCAGACUUCUCCUAUUACCUUACACCAUUUUUUGAGGAGUAUAUUUGCUAUCUGUGACAUCAAUGUCAUGGAAGGAGCACUCUUCUGUGAUUCCAUCAGUUCCAAUGAGAUACUUUAUAAGGAGCAAGUUGCUAGAUUAGCAGAAUGUGAAAGAAUGACUGCGGCAAUUGAGCUUAGCAAUUGGCUGAAUGAUGCAAGUUAUACCCUGCAGGCUGUUGUACAAUGUUAUGGUCUUCUUGCUCCAAUUAUUUAUCACAAGAUUUCUUCAGUGCCAGUAGUUCAGAUUCUUAUUAAAUGCUUGGCUAUCCUUCAAGAAAUUCCAAGUGCUACUUUGCAGAGAAGGCAAGCAGGAGGUUAUGAGAGUAUUCAGCAUAUGAUAGCUUGUACUUCAUUUUAUACAGCAAAGGUACUACGUUCAUGGAAAGAAUACGAACUAGCAGUAAUUAUUGUUAACUAUGGGAAAACGUUGUUGAAUUACUCAUCAGCAACCUCAGCCUGCCUAUCAGAAGAUAUGAAAACUAAAGAAAGACACACUAAGAAAGAAGUUAAAACCACUUCUGCAAAGAGAUCUCAUUUAGCUGCAAUGGAAAACGCAACAGAAAAUCUAAGUGCUCUUGAAUCAGAUCUUCUCAGACUGACAAAACCAGCUCGUGGAUCAGCACUUACAGGACAGGAAGAUCCUUUGCUCCUCUACCCUGUAAUUUCAUGUUGGACAUCAAAGACAGCUUAUCAAGAAGUGAUGAAAUUCAGAAUGCAAUCACGUUUUAUUGAGUUCUUUGUUCAAGUUUUGCACAAAAUCCUGAAUGAAGAGAUGUUUCAAUGCGUUCUGGAAUGGGCAAACGAUGUGGAAGUUUACUUGAAAAGGAGGAGCAACCACCUUUUCUGUAUCAAUGGAAUUUCAACACCAGAAACAAGUUCUCCCACUCUUUCAGAAGGCAUGGAUGGAUGUAAAAGCAUGAAGACCUCAGUUUUAAAGGAACCAGGGACAUCAGCUUUGAAGAAACCAAGAAAAGAAACCUUGAGUCCUACUCGAAAAAAACAGACUCUUAGACACUAUUUAAUGAAACAUCCAAACAUAAUGACAUCUCCAGAAGCACAAAGGAAAUGCAAGGAAAAGUUGCAAAAAGUAGCUUGUCAAACCUUAGUGAUACUGCUGAAGCCAAUUGUGAGUAAUUAUUUAAACCGAAAGAGGUUUCGUCAAAUGUGUCUUGAAGAGAUGCCCUGGAGGUCUCAGAUGAAUAUCUACCUGGCAGUUGCACACUACAACUUAUUUAAAAAGAAAGUAGAAGAAGAAUUUAAGAUUGAAAUUUAUGGUUCACAGUAUCUGAACAGUUACAAUGUUUUGGAUCCUGAAAUAUUCUCAUUAAAUAAUUCUGGCACUGUAGUGGUGAGAGAAACUGUAAAGUAUAACAUGAGAACACCAACUUCUCCUCUCCUUAAGUCAGGAAUGACCAAAAACCAAACUUGUACAGAUAAAUCUCCUGAGCAUAUCAUUAAACUGAGUGGAACAGAUACUCCUCAAAUUCAAACAACAAAUGAUACAGAAAUAUCCAUCUCUUGUUCCUCCAAAGAAUACAACCAUCCUCUUUCAAAUGCCAUUUUAUUGGAGCAUUUUACAAAAAUUUUUUUGCAUUUAAGAAAAGCAGUGGUUCUUGCUCACCGUGGUGGCUACUGGACGUUACUUCAAAAUGCUUGUCGAGAACUUUGGAACUAUACUCAAGAAUUACAGUUGAUGGUUAACCAUUCACAUGCCCAUAUGGAUGUAUUUCCCAUUACCUGGGAUUAUCUUAGGAACACUGUCUGGUUCCCAUUUUAUUUGGCAUCCGACAUGCUCAUUGAUAUGAUAACUGAACUACAGGCAAGCAGAUCUCUCAAGAUUGUGGAUCCUGAAGGAGACUUCUGCAUUCCGAGUUGUUUAGGAGGAAUUAUCGACGAGAAUGGUGGUUCUAAUCUCCACCCACAGUCUCCCCUGGAUGAUGUGCAUGUAGUUGACUUGAAAUUGAUAUGUAAUCUGAUUCUUAAAACAAUAGAAUUGUUAUAUCAAAUGGAGAAGUGGGAAGCACUGGUACACAUAGCUGUACAGUUUAACAUAUUUACACAUGAGAGAUACACAGAACAAGUGAGUCCACUGCUGGUGUAUGCUCAGAGGCAGCUGCUGGAAAGGAUACAGCAAUUCAGUGGCCCAGACAGACGUGAAUCUCAUUUCAUAAAAUAUUUGUCUGAUAAUGCACACAAGAUGAAUUGCAGAAACUACAUAGGGCAGAAAUUACAGCUGACUGUUGCCGAUUCGGAUAACAAACCAAUUUUUCCUGGAUGCUUUCACUAUCCAGAGAUGAAAAAUGAUUAUACAGAAAAUGCUGGAAGAGCAAUCAGCGGUCGUACCUCUUCAACUAGGAGGCUGGUAUUUAGCGUGGGAGCUGAAAUGAUGUUUCUACCAGCGCCGCAUGACCUUUCUCAAGAAAAUUUUAAUUACUCUGAAAUCCUUGGAAUAAACAACCAGAGAGACCUCAAGGUUCAGGCUUUACAUGAGCUUGGAAAUCUUCGCUUUUACGCUGGAAACAAAAGAGCUGCUUUUAAAUAUUGGUGUCAAGCCCUUGAUGAAACACUCAACAUUGCUGAUGCUCUUAACAACUGGCAAGAGUUAGGUUUUCCAAAAAAUGCUACAGGUGACUGUUUUUCAUUUAGAAGAUUGAUUGAUGUUAGUCAGAAACUUCUUUCUCAGGCUGGAGUUUGGGGAUGUUUACAUGCAGCCAUCUUAGUGGCUAAAAUAGCUCAGUAUAUAAUAACAUCAAAGAUGAGAUUAAGAACUAAAUACUGCUAUUUUUCUGCUAUACUUUUUAAGACCCUGUUUAGAGCUUCUCUGCCACAUCCGACGUCUGACUGUGACUUUGCACAAUAUGAAACAAAUAUGCUUAUUCCUGGUAUUGAUUUGUUCUCUGAUCGCUACAGAGCUGACAUCUCUACUGUAGUUGCAAGUCUGAACUUCAUUAUGUUCGAGCUACAUUGUGCAAAACAAAAUUUAAUAAUUUUACCACUGUUCACGUUAUACCAAUACAUUGUUUCUGAGAUUUGUAAGGACCCAGUUAAAUGUAUUGAAGGGAGAAUCCUCAAGAUUAAAGUACUUACAGAUUUAGGAUUUUUUACGGAGGCUGUUCAUGAAUUGUCUUUGCUUAACUGUGGAGAGAGAAUUCCAUGGAAAAUACCUGCAGGAUACAGAAAAAUUGAACAAAUGAAGGUCUUACAGAAAUUUGACUCCUCCAAAUCUCUCCUGACUGUUACAAAUUUACAGGUACUGGAAGACAUAUUUAAUUGGAGCCUGUCUUUAACAGCGGUGCCACUGUGCAACCAACAAAUUAUGAAUAAAUUAACCCUAGCCAAAAUGCAUUUCAUCAUUUGCCUUUCUGCCACAAUAAAUAAUAUACCUGAAAAUGUGGCAAACCAUGUCUAUUCUGUUGAUAACAACAGCCUGAAGAAGUCAAGCAGAAUUAAAACACCAAGUACAAAAGUUGAUGCUGAUAAAAUUCCAAGACAACAGGAACCAAGAAGCACAAUGGUGCAGCUCGUUGACUGUAAAGAUGAAUUAAAUAUGGCUACGCUGAAGGGGAUUUUAUUGACAGAAGCUGAAGGGAGUCUUUGUCACCUUGUGCAGAACAUACAGGACAAAUAUGAGGGGGAGAUAUCUCAGUGUUCUGUUGAAGAUUUAGAGGCUCUUAUUGAGGCCAAACUUCAGCUUGCCACUAUUUCUCAGCAAAGACAUCAAGCAGCUUUCACUGUUGCUUUGGCUUUCUCUGCAAUUCGACUUCUUCAAGAUGCAAAAAUUUUUAGGAUAGAAGUGACACAUUUUCAAGAAGAAAAGGAUGAACGGCAGUGUUUGGACUCUUACACCGAAGAUGUCCAACUGCCUCACAGUGUCACAGCACGAGAUCGUAUGAACGUGCAUCUAUGGCUAAGGUGUCGCACAAUGUUAGUGACUGCACUAGUAACACAGAUACAUGGUGCUGGAGACAUGAGAGAAAAUGAUCUGGCUGAACGCAGAAGUGUGAUAAAAGAAGCAAUACUAGAGGCAGAAGCCUUUGGUGAUAUUGAGACUCAGGCUGAAAUGAUGGUGCAAGCUGCUAUUCUUGACCUGCAAGAAAAAAGUCCCGUGGCAGGCAUUAAACUUCUUCUGGAGAAUAUCAUCAGUUUACUCCAAGAGGAUACAUUCAUUUCUCCUCCAGCUUCUUUGACUCUUGUGAAGAGUAUGCUCCUUCUGGCAGACAUUCAAACACUGCGAAGAGCAGAGGAUACAAAACAUUGCUCUUCUACAGUGGAACCAUUAAACUUACUAACCUCGGCACAUGAGCUUACCAUUAAAGAAAUGUUUGUUUGUGGAGAACCCAUUGAACAGCAAAUAGAAGACAGUACAUUGACCUGCCUGGUCCUACCUGCAAAAAAUAUCUACUUGCCUCAUAUCAACUUGCUAGCCCAAGUCAAAAUGAAAAUCGGACAGACAUUAGCUGAGAAAAUAGCUCAUACACCUGCAAGAGGAGAUCCACAGCAAUGGCUACAUGCUCUCAAACACUUAGAAUCUGCAUUGAAGCUUUGCAGAGCCUCUGCAACAAAAAAAUUAGACAUGGAAGCCGAACUUCUUUAUCAGAUAGGUAUGGUGGAACGCCAGAUAGCUGAAGCAGGCAAUAACAAGUCAUCUCAAGCUGUUGAACACCUAUUGGAGGCUAUAAAAGUUAGCCAGAAACUUGAUCAAAACUUUGAGUUAAUAAGAAGAUCGUACCUUGAAAUAGCACUAUUAUAUUUACAUUUUGCCGCAAAUAAUGAGGAUGUCUCACAAACAGAUAACAUAGUGCUUUCCAAAUCAAACACCACUUCUGGAGAACUCUCUUCUGAGCAGGCUCCGAAAUCAGAAGGCUACAAAGCACAAGCCUGGAUUGCAGUAAGAGCAGCUACACAGGUCAGUGAAUCUGUGAUUGCUUCUCAGCUAUUAAUUGGAGUGAAGAGUGUUAAAGAGCACAGCAUGAAGGAUGCAGUUCAACAGAAAAUCCCACCAUUUGCUUCCAUGGAUCUUCUUGCUUCGUACAGAGUUUUCUUAUCCGAUGGAUACAAUGUUGUCUCUGAAAGUCCCAAAGUAUCUUCUGCUGAAAACAAACAAAUCAGUCAAGGCAAGCAGAGCCAAAAUGAAGAAACAGAAAGUCUUGCCACCGAUGCCAGCCUGAAGAAAGAAACAAUAACAUGGGUUCACUUAAUUCGCUACCACAGCGAUUUAAAAAGACUUUACAAAACAAACCUAUAUG